This is a messenger RNA of Parathielavia appendiculata, 867 nucleotides long. Its product is annotated as LmbE-like protein. The record is from RefSeq and is a predicted model, not a curated record. Gene Ontology annotation, biological process: GPI anchor biosynthetic process. Gene Ontology annotation, molecular function: N-acetylglucosaminylphosphatidylinositol deacetylase activity. Gene Ontology annotation, cellular component: endoplasmic reticulum. Lineage: Eukaryota; Fungi; Ascomycota; Sordariomycetes; Sordariales; Chaetomiaceae. Bases 1 to 867 code for a protein of 288 amino acids. The transcript is spliced from 2 exons.
AUGGACGCGUUCAUGCUGCUUUGCGUGCUCGCCGUCGUCCUCCCGUCACUGUACAUCUACACGGCAUCGGUGGUCUCGGCGCGCUUCCCAGCGCUGCGCAACAAGCGCAUUUGCUUGCUGAUUGCGCACCCCGAUGACGAGGCCAUGUUCUUUGCGCCCACUGUGAUGGCGCUUGCCAGACCAGAAACGGGCAACCAUGUCAAGAUCCUCUGUCUAAGCAGCGGCAAUGCCGAUGGCCUGGGCGAGACGAGAAAGCGGGAACUGGCCAAAUCGGGCCUGAUCCUCGGCCUACGCAAAGCCGACGACGUCUUUGUCGUCGACAAGCCCGAGUUCCCCGACAGCAUGAGCACCACCUGGGACAGCGCCAACAUCUCGACCCUGCUGUGCUCGGCCUUUGCGCCGAACCUCGCCCGCUCCCGCGACAGCGACGCCGCCCCGGCCGCUUCUAUUGACGUGCUCAUCACCUUCGACGCCGGCGGCGUCUCGGGCCACCCGAACCACAUCUCGCUGUACCGCGGCGCCAGGGAGUUCGCUGCGGCGCUGGUGGCCGGCAAGCCCGGCUGGGCGCCGCCCGUGGAUCUCUACACGCUCACUUCGGUGCCUCUUGCACGCAAGUACACGGCAUUUCUGGACGUGCUGGCCACACUGGCGAGCUGGGCUAUCGGCGCCGAUAAGACCGACAAGCAGCACCCCGGGGGCCUGGUCUUCCUCAGCGGACUGGCGGGACAGGGCAGCAUCAUGACGGCGUGGAAGGCAAUGGUGUCGGCCCACAAGAGCCAGAUGGUUUGGUUUCGCUAUGGGUGGAUUUCGCUGAGCAGAUACAUGUACAUGAACGACUUGAGGUUAGAGAAGGUCCGGGGUCGUUGA